Apodemus sylvaticus (European woodmouse) is the source of this 1606-nucleotide messenger RNA. RefSeq names its product cytochrome P450 2C29. NCBI's taxonomy places the organism in Eukaryota, Metazoa, Chordata, Mammalia, Rodentia, Muridae. Gene Ontology annotation, molecular function: heme binding; oxidoreductase activity, acting on paired donors, with incorporation or reduction of molecular oxygen, reduced flavin or flavoprotein as one donor, and incorporation of one atom of oxygen; iron ion binding. Gene Ontology annotation, cellular component: cytoplasm; intracellular membrane-bounded organelle. The coding region runs from base 1 to 1473 and encodes 490 amino acids. The transcript has 9 exons. The record is from RefSeq and is a predicted model, not a curated record. Gene Ontology annotation, biological process: xenobiotic metabolic process.
AUGGAUCUGGUAACGUUCUUGGUACUCACUCUCUCUUCUCUCAUUCUCCUCUCACUAUGGAGACAGAGCCCUCAGAGAGGGAGCCUCCCUCCUGGCCCCAAUCCUCUGCCAAUUAUUGGCAAUUUACUCCAGAUAGAUGUGAAGAAAUUCAGCCAAUCCUUAUCCAAUUUCUCAAAAACCUAUGGCCCUGUGUUCACUCUGUAUUUGGGCUCAAAGCCCACUGUCAUAUUGUAUGGGUAUGAAGCGGUGAAGGAAGCUCUGAUUGAUCAUGGGGAGGAGUUUGCUGGUAGAGGAAGCUUUCCAAUCGCUGAAAAAAUUAUUAAAGGUCUUGGAGUUGUUUUUAGCAAUGGAAACAGAUGGAAAGAGACAAGAAGAUUCACACUCAUGACUCUGAGGAAUUUGGGCAUGGGGAAAAGAAAUAUUGAGGACCGUGUUCAAGAGGAAGCACAGUGCCUUGUGGAGGAACUGAGGAAAACCAAAGGCUCACCCUGUGACCCCACCUUCAUCUUGAGCUGUGCUCCAUGCAAUGUUAUCUGCUCCAUUAUUUUCCAGAAUCGUUUUGAUUAUAAGGAUAAGGAUUUUCUUAUACUCAUGGGAAAAAUAAAUGAGAACGUCAAGAUUUUGAGCUCCCCAUGGUUACAGGUCUGCAACAGUUUUCCUUCACUUAUUGACUAUUGCCCUGGAAGUCAUCAAAAAAUAAUAAAAAAUGUUAAGUAUAUAAAAAGUUAUGUGGUGGAGAAAAUAAAAGAACACCAGGAAUCAUUGGAUGUUACAAACCCUCGUGACUUUAUUGACUAUUACCUGAUUAAACAAAAACAGGCAAACCACAUCGAACAAUCAGAGUUUUCACUUGAAAAUCUUGCAAGCACUAUCAAUGAUCUCUUUGGAGCAGGGACAGAGACAACAAGCACAACACUGAGAUAUGCUCUACUGCUCCUGUUGAGGUACCCACAUGUCACAGCUAAAGUCCAGGAAGAGAUUGAAAGUGUGAUUGGCAGACACCGCAGCCCCUGCAUGCAGGACAGGAGCCACAUGCCCUACACUGAUGCCAUGAUCCAUGAGGUCCAGAGAUUUAUUGACCUCAUCCCCAACAGCCUGCCACAUGCAGUGACCUGUGACAUUAAAUUCAGGAACUAUCUCAUCCCCAAGGGAACAACAGUAGUAACAUCACUGUCAUCAGUGCUACAUGACAGCAAGGAGUUCCCUAACCCAGAGAUGUUUGACCCUGGACACUUUCUAGAUGGCAAUGGAAACUUUAAGAAAAGUGACUACUUCAUGCCUUUCUCAACAGGAAAACGGAUUUGUGCUGGAGAGGGCCUGGCCCGCAUGGAGCUCUUUCUAUUCCUGACAACCAUUUUACAGAACUUUAAACUGAAAUCUCUGGUUCACCCAAAAGACAUUGAUACAACCCCAGUGAUGAAUGGAUUUGCCUCUCUGCCACCCCCUUACCAGCUCUGCUUCAUUCCUCUCUAAAGACAUCAGACUUUCUUGCCCCUGCUGUGUUGCCUUCUGCAAUCCCCUUCAGGACUUAACCACUUCCAUCCCUAUCAGGGAUAAGGUAGCCUUCAUCCUGGCUCACAGAACCCUCUUCUCCCAAGAGCCAGCG